AUGGAACUAGUGCUUUUGUUGUCUUGCCUGAUGGUGACCCUUGUCUGCGGUGAUGAUAUUUCAAACUGCCCCACAAAUCUCCACCAAGGCACCACUCUGAAGGCCUACCAAGGUCAUUGUUACGAAUUCAAGAUUCACCGAGCCAUCGACUUUCACCAAGCAGAGAGUGACUGCAAAUCAAGAGGGGGUCAUGUGGUUGCCGUCAACAGUAUGGACGAACAGAACUUCAUUAUGUCCACAUUAAAGUCCUUUCCAUUUCAUGGCCAUGGUGUGUGGAUAGGGUUUACUGAUGGUCAAGUAGAGGGGAAGUGGACAUGGACCACAGGGGAGACAAGCACGUUUACCCACUGGAGGCCCGGGGAGCCAGACGGACGGAAGCGCUUCCUGUUGGAUGCCGAGGAAGACUGUGCCAUCAUAUUGUACUCUGACGCCUCAGGUCACUGGGACGACAUACCCUGUGUAAAGCAGGACCCACUGGGGCUUGUUCAUCAACAUUAUCCAUAUGUCUGCGAAUACUUGCAAGGAAUAGCUACAGCCAACACCAAUACGAGCCCUCCGCCUACCACAGCAGUCUGA
Saccostrea echinata is the source of this 576-nucleotide messenger RNA. Its product is annotated as hepatic lectin-like. Bases 1 to 576 code for a protein of 191 amino acids. The record is from RefSeq and is a predicted model, not a curated record. Gene Ontology annotation, molecular function: signaling receptor activity. The transcript is spliced from 4 exons. Lineage: Eukaryota; Metazoa; Mollusca; Bivalvia; Ostreida; Ostreidae.